UAUCGAUAAGUUUCCCAUUACUAGAUACUAGGUCACAUGAGUCCCAUGAGUCUGACGUUCAAAAUAUAUAUCUGAUCAUAAAAAACUGCUGAUUCUCGCCAACAUUUGUUACAAAAUUGCUAUUUCUGAACAAAUCAGAUGGCUCUUCCAAUAAAUGAAACCACGAUGAAAAUUGUUCCUUCAGCGAAAUUAAUAAACUUCAUUAAAACUUAUAUCUGUCGUGAUCCACUUCAUUCUGAAUCGAUUCGCGACUUCGUUUAUGACAUGUCAAAAAUAAAUGAAAAACCAGUUGAAGUGCAGAACUUCAGCUCGUAUCAGCAGAAGCCAAAUGAAAAAAAAAUCAUGGGGAAAGAAUCUUUGACCUUUAAGACUGCUUAUCUGAAAGAGCGAUCAAAUAAUCUAAAUGAUAGAGAGCUACAAGUUUUUGGUUUUGAAGUUUUAGUGCUAAACGAUCUCAAAUGGUUACAACGAGUAGUUACUCAAUUACGAAAACAGAAUAACGAGUUGCCUUAUUUACAUGAGCUGAUACGGGAUUGUAAAAUAGCACUUCCAAAGAAUGAAAUUAUAGAGCGUAACCCGGAAUUAGAAGCGCGGUGUAUCAAGCUUCGGUGUGAGCAAGAAGCAAAAGAAUACAAAGCAAUGACUCGAAAUGUCGACAAUAUUCAGAAUUAUAUACCACAGGACAGUAUAGCCUAUCAAACGAAACAAAUAAACCGACAACUUAUAGCCGUCGGGCAAUUCAUAUUUUCGGUGAUUGCUGGAUUUGCAUUUGGCUUUAUUGGAAUCGAACUGAUUGUUGGACAACUGGAUUUCGGAUUUCGACUAUUGCUAGGCAUAAUAAUUGCUUUAAUAAUAGCUUUAGCAGAGAUAUAUUUUCUAGCAAAGAAAUUGAACGAAGAUUACAGUAUUACUAGUUCAUUAUCAAAGACAGUCGACGGUAGUAAGAGGAAAGUAGAAACAGAAGAAUUUAUUCAUAGAAAUGACACGCUGCAUAAUAAGAAGUCGCAUCAAGAUUAAAUGUUAAUACUGUUUUUGAAUUAUAGUUAUGCAUAUUAUCAUUGGAAAGCAUGAUGGUGUUCUUGAAUAGCCAUUAAAUGCGCACUGUUUUUAUUAAGUAGACACAGUGAAAUGGAAAACACUUCUAGGUUUGUUAAGGCUUGAAUUGGAAUGAUGAAUAUUUUAUUUUACAACUUAACUAGGAUAGCUUAGUCUUGUUAGUUUAGGUUGUCAUACAACAUUGGUCGGUUGCUAUCCAACACCCCUACUCAUCCGAAUCAUCCUAACUUGGUUUUUAGCGUCCCGAACGCUUAAUAUCUACAUGUUUCAUCCUUUUGUGGUCGCGUGGUUCUUAGGCAAUGCAUAUACAUGACUGGUUGUCUUCAUGGAGCACUACAGGUGGGUGUAAAUUGAUUCUGAUCUCGAUAAUAAGGUUUCUCAGUUAGAUAGCUUCACAGAUAGCAUGGCUGAGGGACACGUAGUCGGCUUUAGUUGGAGAUAAUGCGACGGUACUUUGCUUGCGGGUCAUCCAGCAAAAUGAUCCAGCGAAGACUUGGAACAUACUUCUAUGGUUCCCUUCAGGUAACGUAGGAUGCGCUUCAGAUGACUACAGUGUACUCCCUUGAGUGCGGAUUGAUAAUUGCUGCAUUGAUGUCCGGCCUCGAAGAUAGCGUCAUCUCAUCAGCUCACGAAACAGUUCUGUGGUCAAAGGUUCGCUCUUACAUUGUUUCAGUUUGAGGUUUGGAUCCAGCGGCGUCGGUGCAGGCUUGCAUUCUAUCAUAACAAAACGCCGUAAUAGAUCAUUCACAUACUUUGGUUAACUGAUCUUAAUGGUCCCCUUAGAGUGAUCUCAGUCAUCUCGAAUCUCGCUGAUAACCUUUUCUUUAUUUCAGCGAUUAUAUUCAAGCGUUUGGAUACCAAAAUUAUGUCUUCAAUAGCCUUCCAUAAGUAGAGACAGCUAUCCAAGUAGGAACGUAGAAAACCUAGCUCAAGAACAAAAGUAUGAAACUCCGAGUUCCAGCUUCGGGGAGCCUGUUUCAAUCCAUAAUGGAAUUUCUCCAGACGACAGGCGAGCCCAGGAUCAUGCUCGAAUCUCUCUGGUUGUCGCAUAAAUAUCUCCUUCAGUUGUUCAUUUAAGAAUGCAUGUUGUACCGCAUUUGGUUUGCCAUCGCCAACAGCACACUCACCGUGGUCGCCUUUGCUAGCGGUAUAUACAUUUCGUCAUAGUCAUGCCCCUGGCAUUGAGAGUAGCUCUUGGCAACUAGGCGGGCUUUCUACCGGUCGACGUUUCCAGCUUCAUAUCUCUUGAUUUUGAACUCCCACUUGCAAUCGACGAUGUUUUUGUCUUGCGGCUUCGGAACAAACUCCCAGGUUUUGUUCUUUCGUAGUGAAGUCAUUUCGUUGUUGAUAGCCUCUUCCAAUUGCGGCCAAUCGCUCUGGCGACGCAAUUCAUCGAUCGUGGUUGGUAGUUUUUCCACGAACAUCUCAGCUUCCAACGCAGAGGCUAUCGCCGAAUCGUCACGGUUCUCGGAAUUACCGGGAAGCUUGCGCUCUCGUUCGCAUUGCCUGGUUGUCACAUCUGCUGGGCAGUUGACACAUUCUGGAAGCGCGACAUCAGCAUUGUCAUCAACAUCAUCUUUAUCGGGUGUUAUGAUGGCUUUUCCUUCUUUGCAUCAGGCUGGCCAUCGAUAGUGUUAGUUUCGAGACUGGUCGCCUCCGGUUCUUCUGUCUCUCCGCUUUUGUACAGUACCAGUUUGACACCGUUCUAUGUGUAGAAAUUAACAGUGCGCCCCCCGUUUAGCUCUAGCGGUUAAGUGUUUCCGCUGUCAAGCACACACACACACUUUGUAACUUUCUUUUCUUUCCAACUUAAGAUACUGUGAGACGUACACGUUAUUAAAUAUCGUUCUUUUCUAAUUUA
Molecule: messenger RNA, 2917 nt
Organism: Wyeomyia smithii (pitcher-plant mosquito)
Lineage: Eukaryota; Metazoa; Arthropoda; Insecta; Diptera; Culicidae
Exons: 3
Coding region: 139-1017 (292 amino acids)
Biological process (GO): vacuolar proton-transporting V-type ATPase complex assembly
Cellular component (GO): endomembrane system
Source: RefSeq, a predicted model, not a curated record